This is a messenger RNA of Carassius auratus (goldfish), 2350 nucleotides long. Its product is annotated as tumor protein D54-like. The coding region runs from base 215 to 892 and encodes 225 amino acids. Gene Ontology annotation, cellular component: cytoplasm. The record is from RefSeq and is a predicted model, not a curated record. NCBI's taxonomy places the organism in Eukaryota, Metazoa, Chordata, Actinopteri, Cypriniformes, Cyprinidae. The transcript has 9 exons.
UCAUCUCAGGGCGCCGGAAGGCACGCGCACUUGGGCAGCUCUUCAAGCUGAGCUGAGUUGGCUGGUCGACUCGCUCGGGAUCCUGUGUUGACUUGUCAAGCGCUUUUGGAUGUUUUGGUAAUAGAGGAAAGACACGUAUUUACGCCUCCCAGAGAUUUUCCCCUCUGAAUUGCGUAACUGUCGAGACAGCGUUUUUAAGAUCUCAACCUACGAUAUGGAUUCCGCCAAUCAAGACAUCAAUCUGAACUCUCCACAUAAAGGCCUGGGCUCUGACUCUCUCUCAGACAUGCCUGAAGAGACGGGGGCGGCCGCUGUGAGUCCUGGCACUCUCCCUCCGGGUCUGACAGAGGAGGAGGCCGAGGAACUGAGACUGGAGCUCACCAAGGUUGAGGAGGAGAUCCAAACCUUGCGGCAGGUGCUGUCGGCUAAAGAGCACCACGCGUCGGAGCUGAAGCGUAAACUGGGCCUGAGCCCCCUGACUGAGUUCAAACAGAACAUCACCAAAAGCUGGCAGGACGUCCAGACCUCAAACGCAUAUCUUUCAGCUUCUGCCACUCUGGAUGACAUUGCCAGCUCUGAAGUGUAUAAAAAGACUCAGGAAACACUGUCUCAGGCUGGACAGAAGACCUCAGCUGCCCUCUCCACUGUUGGCACGGCCAUCAGCAGGAAACUGGGUGACAUGAGAGCUCUUCCGUUCUCUAACUCCUUUGGUAGCAACUACUCCAUUCGCCAAUCAAUAAGUAUGCCAGCUAUGAGGAACUCUCCAACCUUCAAAUCAUUUGAGGACAAAGUUGAAAACAUCAAGUACAAGGUGGUUGGAGGCAAAGCCAAUGGUGAAAGUGCUCACUCUCCGAACGAGUCAAACCCGGUGCAGGACAACGCUCCGUUCUGAGAUUAAACGCUCAUCUCAUUCUCUGUGAAUCCUAACUACACCCACACUUCCGUUCUCCCAGUUCUCUCUGAAUUCUUUCAUCCCUCCUUCCUCUGUCUCCUUUGAUGCCCCCCCACCUACUGCUAGCAUGUGCUUGCUCAUCUCACUGAAAACACACCUGUAGUACAGAUUCUGUGCCAUGAAAUAAUCACAGGUUGUACAAAAGAAGACAAAUGAUUAAUCAUUUUGUAUUAGAAACUAUUUUACACUGCUUUGCAUAAUGUUUUUACAUAACUUUUAUCUAUAUAUGACUAUAAAGGAAUACAAAUAACUAUAUUUAAACAAAACUGCCAAGCAGCAUUCAUCAGGCGGCAGAGGGGUACAAAAUACACAAAGAAGAAACAUUUCAAUCUCAAGGGGGGAGGAUUUUAGACCGAUAAAGAAAAGAAACUUGCUGCUGAGCAUUCAGUUGAGUAGUUUUUUUACUCUCAGUACAAUGUGAAGCGAUGCUUUGCUGUACACCUGGUGAAUGUCUGACCUUCUCAGUCGGCCUUACACUCGCACUCUCUACUGCUUUAUUAGUCUGUUACUGGUAAAAAAAUAAAUAAAAUACAUGUUACAGAAAGUUGUUUUUUGCUUUAUCUUUUUUUUUUUGUUUUUUGUUUUUUUUUUUACCUUUGCUUUUUCUUGCUCAUUCAGUUUUCUUCUUCUUUUCAAUGAUGGGAAUGUUUUAUUUAUGCUGUUGACAUUGGAAAUCGCUCUUGUCUUUGCUUUGUGCCAUGCUGUGUGUGCCAGUUAGUAAAUGCCAUAGACCUUUUGUUGUCCGAAUGUUACACACACACAAAUUAUCACAACACGCAGUUAUUUUCAUGUGCAGUUGAAAGUAAGUCGAAUUUCUUUUGUAAGUGGCAUUUGUUGAUUUUUCCCAACAGACAUGAACACUAGUGUUGUCUGUAUGGCAGCACAGUAAUUUUUUACCUGAAAGUUAUUGGCGUAUAUUUCAUUAUUAGCAAGUGUAAUCUUUUAUUUUUCCUUUAUUCUGAUAUUUCAUUCACUUAUAUGGGUGUCAUUAGGUGGCCUUGUUUCAGUAUAUUACACACAAGUACAUGCCUCAUUGGGUGAAAUGCAAGGGAUUACAUACAUUUGACACACUGGUGCAGAUGAUGAGACGCCAGCAUCACGUGAUUUUCCACUGGGAUCCACGUGGUGCCAUAGAAUUGUGUGGAUGCACCUGUCGUUCUGCAAAUGGUGAACAUGAGAGGGAAAGGACUUCUUUUUUUAUUAUUAUUUUGAGUAGCCAUUUUCGGGAGUUUGUUUUUUGUUUAGGUGACAGGCACAGUAUAGCUUUAAAUUAGAGACCUCAGCCUAGCUAUUCAGAUUUAAAGUUUCAGAUCGUUUUCUUUUAGAACAACAGUGGUGUAAUGCUUCGUUUAUUUUUGUCAGCUGUCUGUAUAUCAAUAAAGCAUUCGUUCAAAUGGC